ACAUGUUUUUAACCUCGGCAUUUUUUUCUGAACUAUGCUGCUUUCACGUUUAAAAUGGCUAUUAAAAGCUGCUAGACUAGCAUUUCAUACAGUCCUCGAUAUUUUUAUUGUUCUUUUAGCAAAUGUGUAUGUGCAAAUAUCUAUUUUAAAUUAGGUUUAAAAAUACGCAUUUGUUCCGAAUCACGGGAGGCUGUUCAAAUGCACUUUAAAGUUGUUAUACACAAGUGUAUAUAUAAUCGUAUGCCAGUAUCGAUGUCUCUUCAAAUAUAACUGAAGUAAACCACGAUUCGUGUUGGUAAGUGCACACAUACGGUACACCACUUAAACAUUUAAACCAUUUACAGCGUUUAAAAUACUCAUUAACCUAGACGAUACCAGGAUACUAGGGCUUGAUCUCUGUGGUCUCAGUGCUGAAAACUGCGACUUCACCACAAAUGACAUUAAACACUUUUUUUUUCUAAAUAGUGUGCUGAACUGCUGUUUUGAAUACGAGACAAAGCCCUCCGAUGUCUCCACCAAUUCACAUGAUAGCGCUCCAGUCGGAACCAUGUUACGAAAUGUAAACGUUGACGGAAGAAAUUGGGUGCUGGAACGGUCACAGGAAGUUACGUUGUGGCUGAGGUUAACUGCAGAAAAAAGGAUGACACGGAAGAAACGCUUGAGGCCAAUCGCCGAGAUGGCCCGGAAGAUCCGGGAGUACCGAGCGCUGAAGGAGAGGCCGCGGGACUCCCAGCGCUACGCCCUCGAUUACAAGACCAUGACGCGGCCUUACACGGGCAAGCAGCUGCCAGUGCUGGCCUGGGAGGACGUGCGGCGCGAGACCCGCCUCUUCUCCCUGCUGUCCGGCCUGAGGUUGUUCGGCAUAGGGCGUCUGUUCACCCGGAAGUCCUGGCUGAGUGAGCACCAGGAGCCCUGCUACUGGCAGGUCACCAAGGUCAAGGUGGACUACACCGCUGAGAAUAUGGACCAUGGAAAGGCAUGGGGCAUUCUGACCUUUAAAGGGAAGACGGAGGAGAAAGUGAAAGAGAUAGACAAAGUGAUGUACCACGACUGGCGUCUGGUGCCCAAACACGAGGAAGAGGAGUUUAAGCGCUUCACGCCCGCGCCGGACCCCCGCGAGCGAUACGUGCUGUACCCACCUCUCCUGCGGGCCAUGAUCAUGGCGCAGAGAGAGAAGGAGGGCCGGCCGACGGGCGAGGAGCCCCUCAUCGACCUGCACAGGAAAGUCCACUUCACCAAGGAUUACUUCAGACAGCUGGAGAGUCAGCAGCGCCAGGAGGGAACCCCCGUGUGACGCCUCUGGCCUCUGGCCUCUGGCCUCUGACCUCUGACCUCUGACCUCUGCAGGGGUGGAGAAGUGACUGAACGGCAUUCACGGUUAAAUGCACACGGGGGAACCCCGCUGAGCAGAGGCCGUUGUGUUCAGUUAACCAUCCACACUGCACUGCAAUGCAUUGAUUAAAGAGCACGUUGCACUGGGUUUAACCCCUGCUGGUCCCUUUGCAGAUCAUACCCUGAUGCAGCUCCCUGCUGUAACCUCUCAAGUAUGGAUGUGCAUUCAAAGUCCUCCUCUUUUUUUCACUUGUGUUGUUUCUCUGUUCCCACACACGGCUCUGCCAUGCCAAUUGGUGCAAAGUCUGCAAAAAGUUGAGAUGAGUCUCUCUGCCCUCUUUCCUCUCUUACUAUGUGCAGUACCUGUACAGCGUCUUAGCUGUUACUUGUUGACAAUGACUGUUUUCCUAGGUUUCUUAACAUCUGAGCACUACAGCACUGUACCUUGGUUCACUCAGUGGAGCUCUCAGUUUCCAGUAGGAGUAAAUGUUCUAUAAACUAUCUCAUUCGAAGAAGAGGGCAUAUGUACAUGUGGUUUGUAAUAUCAUUACUGCCACUGUAAACCUCACUGCAAUUGUUUUGUGAUUAAAUUUGUGUGGAUUGUGUCUGUGUGAUGUGUUUUGUGACAGACUUAAGCAGAGCGGCAGUUGAUUAUAAAAAACAGCGGAAAUAAAACAUUCGUCUAAA
This is a messenger RNA of Lepisosteus oculatus (spotted gar), 2019 nucleotides long. NCBI's taxonomy places the organism in Eukaryota, Metazoa, Chordata, Actinopteri, Semionotiformes, Lepisosteidae. The record is from RefSeq and is a predicted model, not a curated record.